Messenger RNA from Silurus meridionalis, 2839 nucleotides. It is a transcript of the gene atg16l2, whose product is annotated as protein Atg16l2. NCBI's taxonomy places the organism in Eukaryota, Metazoa, Chordata, Actinopteri, Siluriformes, Siluridae. The record is from RefSeq and is a predicted model, not a curated record. The transcript has 18 exons. Bases 247 to 2034 code for a protein of 595 amino acids. Gene Ontology annotation, biological process: negative stranded viral RNA replication; autophagosome assembly. Gene Ontology annotation, cellular component: autophagosome membrane. Gene Ontology annotation, molecular function: protein binding.
UGUUUGAGGAACAGAUUUGGGCAUUUUCCGCUUAUGUAAAGUGCAGGCGGACUGAGCAGGCGUGGAGCGUUAAGGCGUUAAGGAGCCUCGGUCUCUGCUCUCACCUACUGACCUGACAAAGUUCCUGUGGGUUUCUUCUUUUAGCCUCAUUUCUUCGAGUCUAAAUCGUUUUUUAUCUCGGCCCGAAAUGCGGAACUCCAUCAUGAGCUAUGUGUUUGGAAGAAAACACCGGCGAUUUUUUUAAUCAUGGCCACUACGGAGCACACGAAGCCUGGGAGACAGUUCAGAAAGACGAGCCCGGACUCCGAGCACUCUGAGCCAUGGAAACGGCACAUCAUCCUUCAGCUGAAACAUCGCGAUAAAGCACAGAAGAUCGCCUUCCAAGAUGUGAUCCGAUCAUAUGUGAACCUGCUCGAGCGGUGCGCUCAAAGUGCAGUAAUCACCCAAGGCCUCCUGUCCUCACCCAGGUCAUUUUCUUCAUCUGAGGAUUUGUCAUCUCUUAAAACAGCCACUGGUGAGCUUGCUUACAAAGUAGUGGAGCUGCAGCAACAGAUAAAAAACAAAGACACUUUUCUUGAAAGACAACAUGCCAGGUUGAAUGAAACUCAGGUCAAACUCAAGGCUGUGGAAGUGGAGAAAGACAGACUGAAAUCUGAUGUGAAGGUGAUGACCGAUAGCAACUUACUACUCAAGAAUGAGUAUGACACUCUUCGUGAGCGCUGUCAGCACUUGGAUGAAGAUUACAGAAAGGAGAAUCUCCAUGGUUCAGUUCUUGUGGAAAAAAUGGUUCACAUGAAAGAACAAGCUGCAGCUCGCAUGAAUCAUCUCAAUGAGAGGAGGCUAAGAGCCAGGCAAGCUGGUCUUCAUAAGGAACUUGAGAUGGCUGCUAAUAAGACUUUGAACAUUGACAAAGCACCGCAUAGUGUAUCAUUACCCUCAUCACCGUUACUACGCAGGAAAGAAGGUGGAGAGAAUUUGCCAAGUAGCCAAACACGAGUUUUCAGGUCUGCUUCAGUUACUUCUCCUCGACUUCUUGGCUCAAUCAGAGGUCUAUUUGAAAAGAAGAGACGAGGUAAUUCAGUUAGCAGUUUGGAAGAAGAUGUCUUUACUCCUAUUGGAGUUUGCUUAGUAGCUAGAGUCCCAAACAGAGUAAUCUUUGCAGUGGAUGCUCAUGAACUUGGAAUCAAUGCAGUUAGAUUCGGCCCAAGCUCAAACCUGCUGGCCACUGGAGGCACAGACAGGGUGAUCAAACUGUGGGAGGUCAUUUCAGGCAUGCUGCACCACAGAGGGACACUAGAUGGGAGUAAUGCAGGCAUCACCAGCAUUGAGUUUGACUCUACGGGCAGCCGAAUUUUAGCUGGAUCAAACGACAACUCUGCUCUUAUUUGGCGGUUGGAUGACUCUGUUCCAAAGUUUACACUGACAGGUCAUUCUCGUAAAGUGACAGCAGCAAAGUUUAAAUGUAACCUAAGACAGGUGGUGACUGGAAGUGGAGACAGGACUGUAAAAAUCUGGGACUUGGGACGUGCUGCUUGCAUACAGACCAUUGAGGUAUUUUCCUACUGUAGUGAUCUAGUGUGUUCAGAGUACUACAUAAUCAGUGGCCAUUUUGACAGAAAAAUACGCUUCUGGGACAGCAGGGCAGCGAGCUGUACUCAGGAGGUUCCACUACAGGGCAGGGUGACAUCACUUGACAUCUCACCCAACCACAGAGAAGUACUAAGUUGCUCAAGAGAUGAGAGCCUGCAGCUGGUGGAUCUGAGAAUGAGUAAUACCAGAAUGACCUUCCGGGCAGAUGGUUUCAAAUGUGGAAGUGACAGUACCAAGGCUAUUUUCAGUCCAGAUGGAAGUUACCUGGCAGCUGGCUCUGCAGAUGGUACUGUGUACAUCUGGAAUAUUAACACAGGCAACCUGGAAACAAGGCUACCAGUCAUGCACAGAACCUCGGUUAAUGCAGUGGCUUGGUCAAUGUCAGGCGAGUAUAUGGUGAGUGUUGAUAAGAGCCGAUGUGCCAUGCUGUGGAGUGACAUCUGAAACUGGGUGUAAGUGGCUGUAAGUGGGUGUAAGUGGCUCUGCUGCUGACUUACACACCAGGGUCACUAAUAUCCACACACCCAAGUUCAGAAUGUUCUAUAGACCAAAAACUAUUCAGCUUCAGUGUUUAAGCCCCACAAGAAUGCUACUUAUGUUUUGGUCUGGCUUUAUAAAGCAGUCAUGAUUGUUUAGAUACCUUAAUUCUUUUCCACAAUGUAUUGACUUAAAGUGUAAAGUAAUUUAUUAGUUGACAUUUAAAGUGUCAAACAUUCAAGCAUAUUAAUGAAGAUUCAAGGCCUGGUGACAAAAAAGACAAAGUUAGCAAGAAACUAGGUAGAUAGAAUAUUUAAUAUGACCUGUUUGUGUACAUUUGACAUAAUGCUAAUUAUACUUUGUAGAUUAUAGAUUGUGUACAGUGUCUAUUUUGUAAUGUAUAUGUAAAGCUACUUUGGAGCAAUUCCAUUGUUAAAAGCACUAUACAAGAACAUUGAAAUUGAACAUGUAGGUAUUAUGUAUUAAGAAAUGCACCAAUUCUAUACUGUGUAUCAGUUGUUUGUUGUCUGCACUUGUUUUGUGCUGCAGUAAUUCUUCAACCACUCUGAGGGAUUGUCGAUUUUUACUAACCACAUGCAUUUACAUUCUCAUUUGUUAAUGAUAUUCAGUAAAGUUUUUACAAAAAAGGGAGUGUACAGAUUUGUUUACAUUCUAAUUUUCUAAGCAUUUGUACUAAAUAUUGUGGCUUAUACACAGUAUACAGAAUCAAUAAAUUUCUUACCCUUUUUCUUACCAAUACCACGUCUUGUUU